Messenger RNA from Paraglomus brasilianum, 1632 nucleotides. The record is from the annotation of a GenBank genome assembly. Lineage: Eukaryota; Fungi; Glomeromycota; Glomeromycetes; Paraglomerales; Paraglomeraceae.
AUGACCAAACUCGCAUGUCUUCUUGUCUAUGUCGCUCUUGCCAUCGUACCUGUCACCUAUGCUACCAACUCUGACUCAAAGACGAUAAAAAUAGAUAUUGCACCAGAGUAUUUCGAAUCUUCUGUCACUCCAUGUUCACUGUUUACUCUGUCUUGUAAAAGUGUGUGCGGUGGACAAUUAUCGUUCAGCUCUUGCGACAUUGCGCAAGGAAGUAACCACGCCUCGCUCGACUGCACCUGUGGUUUGGUUCGGUGGAAAUCUUAUGCGGCUGCACAGAUAUUCCAACCAAAGACAAUACAAGUUUCGAAACUAGAAGAUGACAAAUUUUGUGACAUGUUUAAGGCGGAAUGUCGGAAGACUAGUACUGGUGUUGUAGUAGCCAAUGGAUGCCGACCGAGCGAGUCAGGAGUUCCGAACAAACUCGAUACUACCUGUAUCAGUGUCACCGACUCUGAAUUCGAUCGUCAUGAAGACGAGAUAAAUGGCAAGCUAAACCCUGAUCCCAACCAAACUCCAACAAAAACCACACCCCCUAAACCUCAAAUCACGACAGUAGAAAACCACAUGGUAGAGGACAGAUAUAUUGGACUGGCAUUAGCCAUCUUCUCUAGUUUGGCAAUUGGCACCUCCUUUAUAAUCACGAAGAAAGGUUUAAUUGAUGCCAAUAGCAAACAUGGGUUUGCAGGAGAUGACCACAGUUAUCUACGAAAUCCAAUUUGGUGGAUGGGAAUGUUAACAAUGGUUUCUGGCGAAUUAUUAAAUUUUGCAGCAUACUCAUUUGCACCUGCCAUACUAGUGACGCCGCUUGGUGCGUUAAGCGUCUUGAUUGGGGCCAUACUGGCGUCGAUAUUUCUGAAUGAGAAACUAGGACGGAUAGGAACUGUUGGAUGUGGAUUAUGCUUGAUUGGUUCAGUGAUCAUAAUACUCCACGCACCGAGAGACAGGCAGAUACGCACAGUCGAUGAAAUAUUAGUGUAUGCAUUGCGACCUGGCUUUCUGGUUUAUUGCGUACUUGUGGUAGCAUUUACUAUUUUCAUGAUUACGACUGUUGUACCUAAAUACGGCAAGAAGAAUCCAUUAGUUUAUCUAUCUAUUUGCUCGCUAGUUGGUUCAAUCACAGUCAUGGCGUGCAAGGCGUUUGGUAUUGCUCUGAAGCUGACUUUUGCUGGAAAUAACCAAUUGACACAUCCCUCUACAUAUGUCUUUAUCAUAAUUGCCACUUUGUGUAUCAUAACUCAAAUGAAUUACUUUAACAAAGCUCUUGACCAAUUCUCAACUAAUUUAGUAAAUCCAAUAUACUACGUCUUGUUUACAACAUCAACAAUCGGAGCAUCGGCAAUCCUUUUCCAAGGAUUCAACACAAGCCGAGCCGUUCAUGUGAUUACUCUUUUCUGCGGGUUUCUCACAAUAUUCUCUGGAGUCUAUCUUCUCAACACAGCACGAUCAAAAUGCUCCACAUACGAGGACAGGUUACCGAUGAGCCGUAAUGGUAAUGGAAUGCUACCAUUGUCGAGUGAUGGCAAUACCUCCCUCGCAAUGCGAAGAGAAGCAACACUAUUGCAUGCGUUCGGUGAAGAGAACAUUGGUCUGACGGAACUGAACGAUAGUUUAUCGGACUCUGACGAGGACUAA